AAAGCAGCCCCACACUAAUACUAGAAGCAAAAACUCGGCGCCUCGACCUCUUUAAUUUCUUCCUCAACUCUCAACUGCCAAUCCGUUUCUGGUUUUGAUGGCUUCUUUGACUUUGCCAUCGUCUUAUUCAACUUCCCUCUCUUCUUCAUCCUCUACUUGUCUCUUCUCUUCUUCUUGCUCCUCUCUCAGAUACUCAGCCUUCUUUCCCAAACGAACCCGCCUUCCCAGCUACGUAAAUUGUGAAAUCAAUAAACCAGUGGAUGAGAAGCCUAUUAUUCCAAUCAUUAAUGAUGAGACACUUCCAGCAUUCUUGCAAGCCAAACGCUUACAGAAUGCAGUUACAAGUAACAACACCAAGCUGAAGAUAUUUUCCGGAACUGCAAAUCCUUCACUUUCUCAGGAAACUGCUUGGAACAUGGGGCUUGAACUGGGAAAGAUCAACAUCAAGCGCUUUGCUGAUGGUGAAAUUUAUGUCCAGUUGCAGGAGAGUGUUCGAGGCUGUGAUGUUUUCUUGAUUCAGCCGACUUGCCCUCCAGCCAAUGAAAACCUCAUGGAGCUUUUGGUGAUGGUAGAUGCAUGCCGAAGGGCUUCAGCCAAAAGAAUCACCGCGGUGAUUCCAUAUUUUGGAUAUGCCAGAGCCGAUAGGAAGACACAAGGUCGUCAAUCCAUUGCUGCCAAAUUGGUUGCAAAUAUGAUAACGAAAGGAGGUGCAGAUCGUGUUCUUGCUUGUGAUCUUCACUCUGGGCAAUCCAUGGGCUAUUUUGACAUUCCAGUGGACCACGUGCACUGUCAGCCUGUUAUCCUCGAUUACCUUGCUAGCAAGAAGAUUUCUUCCAAUGAUCUGGUUGUGGUCUCUCCUGAUGUUGGAGGAGUUGCUAGAGCACGUGCAUUUGCAAAAAAGUUGUCUGAUGCACCUUUAGCCAUUGUCGAUAAAAGACGCCAGGGCCACAAUCUUGCUGAGGUUAUGAACCUGAUUGGUGAUGUUAAAGGAAAAGUUGCAGUCAUGUUGGAUGACAUGAUUGACACAGCAGGGACUAUUGCCAAAGGUGCAGAACUUCUGCAUGAUGUGGGAGCAAGGGAAGUUUAUGCAUGCUGUUCACAUGCUGUUUUUAGCCCCCCAGCAGUUGAAAGGUUGUCGAGUGGCCUAUUUCAAGAGGUUAUCACUACAAACACAAUUCCAGUGAUGGACAAAAACUAUUUCCCACAGCUGACUGUUCUUUCAGUUGCAAACCUUCUUGGUGAAACAAUUUGGCGCGUGCAUGAUGAUUCUUCUGUGAGUAGCAUUUUCCAGUAGGUAGGAGUACAACCCCUCAUUUACGCUGACUAACUCGCGUGUUUAGCUUGUUCAUGCAACUUUUUUUUUUCAGAAUCUUUCUCCCUUAUUUCACUGGAUCUUCCACUUGCAUGAAAUUCCUUCUACUUUCUCUACCCUUUGGCUACUCAUCCGUUUGCAUAGUGCCGGGCAUUAUUUACUGGUCAUUAUUUCUGCCUUUCAUCUAUUUACUGGUUCUUGUGUUGUUAUUAUUUCCAUGUUGGUACUUAUAUAUUUUUUCUUUUUGUCUUUU
Molecule: messenger RNA, 1565 nt
Organism: Nicotiana tabacum (common tobacco)
Lineage: Eukaryota; Viridiplantae; Streptophyta; Magnoliopsida; Solanales; Solanaceae
Product: ribose-phosphate pyrophosphokinase 1-like
Biological process (GO): purine nucleotide biosynthetic process; ribonucleoside monophosphate biosynthetic process; 5-phosphoribose 1-diphosphate biosynthetic process
Cellular component (GO): cytoplasm; ribose phosphate diphosphokinase complex
Molecular function (GO): magnesium ion binding; ribose phosphate diphosphokinase activity
Source: RefSeq, a predicted model, not a curated record